UAUUUUCCUUUAAAACAAACAUUUGAGGUGGAUGUGACAUAAUGUAUAACGAUGCGCAAAGUGCUAUAAUAUUACAAAUAGUUAAAUCGACCUAGUACGGCGUAUCUUUUUCUCUGUAGCUUAUGCUUACGAUACAGUCAACGAAGCCACGUUGCAUAGCUAGAAGUUUACAUGUUCUAUUUAAACUGGAGAGUUUAUGUUGAUUAUUGUUUGCUUGUUGUGGAUAUUUGUCUCGUCAAGCAUCGCCUUCAAAUGUUGCCCCAAAAAAAGUAUUUUUAACCACACAUCUGUUUGUUGUCUUGUCUUAUCUAGUCUAUGUGUAAUUUAGGUAUUCUACUAACCCUUUCAAGUAGGUAUACAAAUGUAUGGCAUUGCUAGCCUGAAAACGCAGAGGCUUAGUUCACGCAAAGAAACCUUAUCCUCUGAUGCAGACGUAGCGAGUUACCGGACCGAUUACGUAUUUAUGAGUGGAAAAUAUCCAAUACACGCCUGAAAAGACAAAUGUGGCCUAUUUAAAAUGUAAACGUUAUUGAUUAAUAAAUCGAAUAAAUGACCGAACUGUGUGAAGAGACACUUGCUCAUAUCAAAGCCUUUUUGCUUAUUCUAACGAGUGGUGGUUUUUCUAGUAACUUUCUUUUUAUUUCUGGAUUAUAAAGACUGUACACUUAUUCGUUUCGACAGAUUAUGUGUGUAAUAAGUUGCUUACCUACAGUACAUUACGGGUGCAGUCAUUUCAUUAUGUUUGGGUGACAGGCAGCGGUUGUUUUUUUGGAUCACUGCCGUUCACGACUAUUAUGCAUUCCGACGGCGAUGGAGGGCACGGAGGAGCCAGUGUGUCGGCAGGCUUCAUUGUCAGGCCAUAGUUCAAUGGUUUAUAAAUAACUCUUCUGGGAGUGGCAAAGCGCACCUUUAUGUAUUAGGCAUUCGUUGCCCAGUUUCUAACGCUCCUAUGGAAACACUGAAGCCAUGGUCAUCUCAGCCUGUUACUUAAAUGUGAAUGUAUACGCCAUUAUUCUGGCGACGUGCGGCACCAGGAUAUAUCAAUAUUACAGAUGCUCUGUUUCGGAAAAAUAACAUUUCUGCGAUCGCUUUAAGUUCUGUCAGCAGUCUGUGUUGAGGGAGAGUGAAAGAAGAGAGAGAGAGAGAGACUCGCGCUGACUGCUCACAGUAAGAACUGUAUCCUCACCGGCGCCACCAUCGCUACUUAAACGAAGCCUUCCCAUCUGCCGACAUGUCCGGCGGUCAGCCUGCCAAGUUGCGCAUCUUCUCCCUAAACUGUUGGGGGAUCCGUUACCUCAGCCAGCAUUGUGUGCAGCGCUAUGAGAUGAUUGGAGAGCUGCUGAGCAGGGAGGAGCAUGAUCUCGCCCUGCUGCAGGAGGUGGGUGGAGUCGAAGGUCUGGAGUGAAAAAGACUUCCUCUUCCUGAAGAAGACUCUUGCAAGCACUCAUCCUCACUCCCAUUACUUCAAAAGCGGGGUCAUUGGAAGUGGACUGGCUGUAUUCUCCAGACACAGAAUCCAUGACGCGUUUCUCUACCGCUUUUCCCUAAACGGCUAUCCUUACAUGCUCCAUCACGGUGACUGGUUCGGUGGAAAGGCCGUGGGGAUGGUCAUUGUGAAUAUCUGUGGGUUGAGUGCUCACGUCUACGUCACGCACCUGCAUGCGGAGUAUUGCAGGGAGAAGGACGGAUACCUGCCGCACAGAGUGGUCCAGGCCUGGGAGCUGCAGCAGUUUGUUCGACACACAUCCAGAGGGGCGGAUGUGGUGAUUUUAGGAGGAGAUUUGAACAUGCACCCCCAGGACCUGGGAAACAGGCUCGUCCGUGCGUACACGGGACUCAGAGACUGCUACACUGACACGGACAAGUUUGACGGUUGUGAUGAAGGUGUCACACUGAUAGCAGACAACCCCUUCACAAACAAGAAAGAGCUCAUUCCCUUCGAGAAAGGGAUCAGAAUAGACUACAUCCUCUUCAAGGGGUCGAAGACAGUGCGCGUAAAGUGCGAGUCCCUGACCACCACCAAGGGCUCUUUCCCAGGGAAGCCCUUCCCGUUCUCGGACCACGAAGCCCUGAGCGCGGAGCUCCUGGUGGAGCGCACACAGGAGGCCCAGGACAACGAGGGCACCCAGGACGGCUACUCUCCGGACGCGCUCCCGGAGCUGGUGGACACGGUGACGGAGGCUCGGAUGGAGCUGAAGGUGGGUCUGCACCUGGCCCGCCGCAUGCGGCACACGGCCGGCCGGACAGGGGCCAUGGGGCUGGUCCUCCUGCUGCUGGAGCUGGCCAUCGCUGCCGUGCCCUGGCUGGCCCUGGGGACAGAGCAGCCCUUCCCACGCGCCUCCUUCUACCUGCUGGGGGCGCUGUGCCUGGCCGUGCUGCUCACCGCCCUGCCGCUGUACGCUUUCCAUACCGCGCAGGUCAAGGCCUUGCAGGGCGCGGAGGACCAGAUGAGCCUCGCGGCCGGGAGCUUGCAGGAGGCGCUGCGGGGACGCGCUACCACGGCCGGCCAGCAGGGGGAGUUAAACUCCCGCGCUACUCCCGGACCUCUGGAUCCAGAAGAGUAGAGAGGGAGCUGUGGAAGAGGACAAGCUCCCUCCACUACUGGACACUUUCGGCUCAUUCUAAUCGUUUAUUUUUCUCGUGUUUUUUUCAAGACGGGGAAAUCGAGAGAACGUGAAUUGCGCAAAUGGAAUGUCCUUGCUCUUUCAAAAGUCAGUUCAGAGCCACGUCAGUUAAAGAUGUGACAGAUGCGUGGCAGAUGGGGAGAGGUCAAUUAUUUAUACGCCAAGCUUUCAGAGAAAAUACUUGUGCUGGUGUUUUCUUGUUCAAAGGAAAGAUUGGGAGUUCCUAACUUCCACUUCUAGCUCCUAGGAGGAACAUUUAAAUGGUUGGAAUGUCCUUCGAUCGACUUCCAGGUCAGAAGCAAGAAAAAAAUAGGAAAGUUAAGCGAUUAGAAUGAGCCCUCUCCUUUGAAAGGAGGCCUUGAAACACUUUCAUACGUGGAGAAAGAGAGAGGAGACGCUCAUUUGUUCCUAGCACAUUUCAUUUUAAGCUCCCGAGAGGAGGAGGGCGAAAGUGGAAGGGGGUCUGAGAGCGCGCCGGGCACAAGCUGUGCUGUUAUCCUAGCAUCACUCCUGCUUUGGCUCUGCUAUUUAACCGAGGCGUAAGACUCACUGAAAACAAAACUGCUUUGAGUGGUCACGCAACAUCCGAGUAUUACAUGUAGUUAUUUCUGAUUAUGGAGAUUGGACGUAAAUUGAUGGGGGUGGGUGGGUUAUAGAAACGUAUAUCCUACAGUAAAACCCUACUAUAAUGUGCCCCGCGGUAACGUGAAUUCGGAUAUAACGCGAUCUUCGCUUGACUCCCGUUUCCUUAUCUUUUACAUUUUUAACGUUCAUGGAUUGGUACCGACUACACGCCCGUCCUUUUCGUUUCACCUGUUUGCUACCGCUAAAAAAUAUUUCGUUUAUAAUCCAAGUAAAAGUUUCCAUAAUGCACCGGGCAUCACUGCUUUAGUAUGGUAAUUGGUGCUACAGUAUUUCAGUACAUUGUAAAAAAAGAAUGCUGUAAAAUUACAGCAACUCUGCAACCAAUAAAUUACCAGUAAAAUCUCCUGUAAAAUGUACAGAAGUAAGCUUUUCAGAUUUUUUUUUGUGGACUAUUUGUAUGUAAACCAAAGCAAUGUAAUUUCUAACAAGGUUUUACGUACGGUUAUAUUUGUCACAUGCCGGUUUUGUUUGAAAUAAUCACUAUUUCCUGGCCGCUUAAUUUUAGUUUAUCUGUGAUAGCUGUGUGUGUAUAAACUUAAACAGGUGAGGCCUAUUUAACAUUUUUCACACAGACCGACUGAAGAAAUAAUGCCACCCUGAAUUUUACGCUAUUACAUUUUUUGGACCGCACUUACGUGGUUAUAGCGGGGUUUUACUGUAUUAUAAGGCCACCUCGUGAACCAAUGGAUUCUAGAAUGCAUUCUGAUAUCGUUUUCUACUUUUAAUUGAUUUUAUUUGCAUUUGUUUAUCUAUCGUAUAUAAUGUACCCAAAGGUUGUGAUGCUGUAUGGAGCAAUGUAUGGUUGUCAUUCUGCUCCAUGAUUGAUGUCAUGUUCACCCAUACAUUUUUACAUUGUCAGGGUUGCGAUCAAUUCAAUCUUUUAUUCAGUCGGUUCAAGGUAAUAAGUGAUCCAUCCAUUGACUGAGAUAUAUCUAUAGAAUAUUAUGGCAAUUUUUGACUAAAAUGCAAUGGAAUUGAGCCCUCCAAACCCUGGUUGCCAUGCCUACUGAAAGCUACAGUAGGUGUGAAAACCAUUCUGGGAUCUGCUGGGAUGCAUUCCGAUUGGCUCCUGCAGAUCUUCAUGGGACCAGUAACGUGCCUCGAUUCUUGGAUGUGUACCGGGGAUCAUCAAAUCAAUGGCUGAGAACUGCUGCCCCCCCCCCCCCCCCCUCUGGUGGUCAGGUGAGAAGACCGUCUGGCCACUCAGUAACACUGUUCAAUUGAUUACCCAGGAGAAAAGGGCCGGAUUUGGAUUUGACGGCCAGAUCUAAUGAUCCCUGAUGUGUACAGUACCAAGGUCCCUGAAACCAGCUGUGAGAAGCGUCAGAACGUCAACAAGCCCCUGCUGCUGCUACUGCUGCAGAGCCACACCGUUACUCCGUGCUAAAGCAGCUUUUAACAUCGUUAAUGCACCUCAUCUGGUUUCUUUGGGCUAACCCAGGGAUCAUCAAAACGCGGUCUACGAGGUCCAGGAAAUGCCGGUUUUCCACCCUCCCUUUACCUGGGAGUCAGGUGUGAGGACAGUCUGGCCAAUCAGUGGCAACUAAUUGUUCAGCGAAUUGCCUGGGAGAAAAGAAAACCAUUUGAGGUCAAGAUUUGAUGACGGCCAGUCUAAAUCAAUAUUACAGAUUUUUUAAAGCUGAAAACAAAAGACGUCAUACCCUGUAGCCCACCUGGACCAGGGUUGACAACCCCGAACUAGUGCUUCGUAAGCCCACACCAGAACUAAUCCCGGACUAUUUAAUGCUUAGUCUACGGUCAGUCAGCGUAAUGUUGGUCAGUGUUUUCUUUUCAGUUCUCUUUUAAUCAUUUUUUAUGUUGUUGGUGUUUUCAUGAAACUGGGUCACAUGACGUAUUUGUCCUGGCGACACGGGCUGCCGGUCAGAUUCGAGCAGUGCACGAGAAGGUAUUUUUGUGACCUUUUCCCCACCCAAAAAAAUGUGUUUGUGUUUUAAUGAAUCUUUCCGCUCACGUGGGCUCUGAGCUACAGCCAGGAGGCUGAGGCUCUUCUUCACGGCCUGCCCUCGUAGGCCUGUUCGGCGAGAGAGCUGCAGAACUGAAUGUGCUCUCUUAUCACUCCUUAUCUGUAACCACUGAAACCUGUUUAGAGAUUCACUGGCUCAGGCCGUCAGCUGAAAUGAGUCGCGUCAUUUUGUCUCUGGGGAGAAUGGCCUGUAACAGAGCAGAUCCUGUUUGCAAUGCUUUUUUAUGACACCGACACUCGUGCUUAAUAUCCUUCCUGUUUAAUAUGUAGAAAUGUAGAAAAUCUAAUGUAUUACACACAUACACACGACCACUGUGUCCAUAAUUGGACUACAUUGAAAAACCAUAAAAUGUAUUUAAUUACUGCACUGAAAAGCAAUUAUAUAUUGAGUAGUCUCAACGUAAAAAAUGGCGAAACUUAUUUUAGAAGUUAGUAAAACAGUGAAUACUUGAACAGAAUACAUUGGCCUCCUUGAAUGGUUCAAGGCAGUCAAAUUCCUCACACCAUUUCAGUAAACUGAAAUACCUUCAGUGUAUUAAACAUGUAGUAAAUUCAUAUACUGUUCAGUCAUGAACUGUAUAGGGGGGUGAAUGAAUAAAUAAUGUUCAUAUGA
Molecule: messenger RNA, 5866 nt
Organism: Conger conger (European conger)
Lineage: Eukaryota; Metazoa; Chordata; Actinopteri; Anguilliformes; Congridae
Gene: smpd2a
Product: sphingomyelin phosphodiesterase 2a
Exons: 11
Coding region: 1356-2564 (402 amino acids)
Cellular component (GO): cytoplasm
Molecular function (GO): sphingomyelin phosphodiesterase activity
Source: RefSeq, a predicted model, not a curated record